AUGGCUCAAGAUACCCUUUCCCUCGCAGGCAAAGUCGCCAUCGUGACUGGCUCCGGCCGUGAAAGUGGUAUAGGGGCCGCUAUUGCAUUCAUCUUUGCGCGCAAUGGGGCCCGUGUGACCAUCAACCAUGUUUCAGACGCAAGUGCUCCCCGCGCUACGAACGUCGCCAAGGUGAUCCAGGCCCAAGGCGGAGCGGCAACGGUUAUUCAGGCAGACAUAUCGACUCAAGAGGGUGCGGCAAAGCUUGUCCAGGGCACAUUGGCUGCGUUUGGCGUGGAUCAUGUCGACAUUCUUGUAAAUAAUGCUGCCGGCGGUGCGCCAAAGAGCGCUCUCCAGUCGGACCGAGAGGCUCUUGACACGAUCUUUCAAUCCAUCGUUUAUGGGCCCAUAUUCACUAUCCAGGCUACUCUUCCCCAUAUGCCCCGUGGCGGUCGCAUAGUCAAUAUAGGCUCCAUUGCCUCAAAGUUGGGUAUGUCCCCUUCUGCGGUUUAUGGCGCUGCCAAAGCUGCGCAGGACUCUCUCACGUAUGCACUGGCCAUGGAAUUGGGUCGUGGCCAUGGUGUCACGAUAAACACCGUCGCACCGGGUCCUGUGGAUACCGAAGCUUUGCCAAAGAUGGUUGCGGAGAAGAUACACGAGACGCUUAUUCCAAUGACGAGAGCUGAAGAGCGGGCAGGAACCCAGGAAGACAUUGCAGAUGCAGUGCUGUUGCUGGUGUCGGAGAAGAGUCGGUGGAUCACGGGGCAGAUCAUCUCCGUCAGUGGUGGUAUAACUGGAGGCUCAAUGUAA
Penicillium chermesinum is the source of this 789-nucleotide messenger RNA. RefSeq names its product SDR family NAD(P)-dependent oxidoreductase. The record is from RefSeq and is a predicted model, not a curated record. The coding region runs from base 1 to 789 and encodes 262 amino acids. Lineage: Eukaryota; Fungi; Ascomycota; Eurotiomycetes; Eurotiales; Aspergillaceae. The transcript has 2 exons.